Messenger RNA from Silurus meridionalis, 3851 nucleotides. RefSeq names its product fibroblast growth factor 14-like. The transcript has 5 exons. Gene Ontology annotation, biological process: fibroblast growth factor receptor signaling pathway; cell differentiation; positive regulation of cell population proliferation. Gene Ontology annotation, cellular component: cytoplasm. Gene Ontology annotation, molecular function: fibroblast growth factor receptor binding; growth factor activity. Lineage: Eukaryota; Metazoa; Chordata; Actinopteri; Siluriformes; Siluridae. The coding region runs from base 494 to 1489 and encodes 331 amino acids. The record is from RefSeq and is a predicted model, not a curated record.
UGGAUCUAGCGAGAUGCCACGACGGAGGCCCUAGAUAAGGGUCUGGGCGAAGGCGUCGCGUCGCGUCCGCGCCGCCUGUGAAAGCCACGUGUCUACGUAAUGGGAUUCCAGUCUCUCAUUUGGAGCCACACUCCCGCAUCGUGCUCUGGCGCGCGGCUCCAACGCUGCGCAGCCACGUUUGCACCGGACUCGCCGCACUUUCGGAAACGGGCUCCCGGUGCUCGAGGGACAGUUUAAUACAAUCAAAAAAGGGGAAAGACACACACACACAAAAGAUUGAAGUUUUGGAAUUCUGGAAUUCUGGGAAUGUUUGAUUAAAAAAAAACAAAGCAAAGGGAGGGGGGUGUUUAGACAAGGCAGAAACCCUGGCGAUGUGCUUAGUUGGGGUUUCCCGUUGCAGUCCUCAUGCGCGAAGGCACGCGCCCUCGCUUCCUGGCUUCCUGACGCCGCGCGGAUCGGUAUCCCACCCUUUACCACGGAGCGCCAAACUAAUAUGCGAUGUUAUUUUGCGCUGAAAGCCCUCGCGCCGCACCGUGAUCAAGCCACACUCCCACCCCCGCGCGACCGAUGCGAUCGAAAAAGUCGACUCGGGUUACGGACACGCCGGGAAGGCUGCGACGCUGGUAAAGAGUCGGACUCGAGCGCGAGCGCCGUCCUAACGCCGUGGCACGCGCUACAUCAGCACCCGGGGGAAGACGCAGACAAACCGGGGGAUCACGCGGCGUUUUCUAUGGUACAAGUAGCGUUCUCGUGCGCCAGAACGGAUCCGGCAGGGCUAUUAUGCAAGCGCAAAGAGCACUUCCCUAUGAGGGCGCAUAGGCUGCUGUACUGCUCUUCGCCCAAAUCAAUGUGGUUUCUUUGGAACAUUUUCAGCAAAGGAUCGCAUAUGCUGCAGUGUCUUUGUGGCAAGAGUCUUAAGAAAAACAAGAACCCAAGUGAUCCCCAGCUAAAGGGCAUUGUGACCAGGUUAUAUUGCAGGCAAGGUUACUACUUGCAGAUGAGCCCAGAUGGAUGUUUGGAUGGGACCAAAGAUGACAGCACUAAUUCCUCAAUGUUCAACCUCAUCCCAGUGGGCCUUCGAAUUGUUGCUAUCCAGUCUGUGAAGACAGGAUUAUACAUUGCUAUGAAUGCAGAGGGCCAUCUGUACACAUCGGAACUUUUCACACCAGAAUGCAAGUUCAAAGAGUCAGUUUUUGAGAACUACUACGUCAUUUAUUCAUCCAUGCUCUACAGACAGCAAGAGUCAGGUCGGGCCUGGUUCCUGGGCCUCAAUAAAGAGGGCCAGCCAAUGAAGGGGAACCGGGUGAAAAAGACAAAACCAGCUGCACAUUUUCUACCUAAGCCCAUUGAAGUUGCCAUGUAUCGUGAGCCGUCCUUGCACGACGUUGGUGAAGCAGUCCCAAAGGCUGGUGUUCCCCCAAACAAAAGCACAGAGCCAGUGGUCAUGAAUGGUGGCAAACCUGUUAGCAAACCUGACAAGGAGACAUAGCCCUACUCCCCUUCCCCUCCGCUUUGGACAGACUCUCCACAUGUGCUACUUCACACAUUUGUGUCUUUGGCUUGUAAAAGGAAAAAAAAAAACUAAAAAGAAAAAUCUCCCUCCUGUAGUGUUUAUUCACUGGAACAAAUGAAUCAAGGGGUGGUUGUGGUCAAAGGACAUGGGUGUAUUGCACAAAAAGACUGUGAGAGUGUAGAGAAAAUCACCAAGGAGGGAAAGGGGGCCACUGGACGCUAAACAUUAAGAGACUGUCACUGGAAUGUCCGAUGUGAUAUGGAACAUGUUUUCUUUCUGUUAUACCUUUAUUCCUGUGACAAUCCUCUGUGAAAAUGACAUAUUUUCAUCUGCCUUGUCUGGUAGCUUUAUGUGCUGACAGCUAGCCAGUUUUCAGUUGGACCUUUCAUGUUAUUGUGGUUUUGCAGAAGACCACAAUUCACCAGCAUUUGUCUUGAUUGAUUGCUGUACGAAUACAAAUUAAAUCUGUUGUUGUUGCAGUCUUUUUUCUUUCUUGUUGGCCCUUUUUUGUAUGUUCUUUUCUGUAACUCUUAUCAUUCAUUUCCAUGAAUACUGUCUGUAUGGGUAGAAAUAUAACUGAAAUGGGGAAAAUAUGAGAAAAAAUUAUGUAACAUGAAAUAGAUGUGUUUAUAAAACAGUAAAAUGGUAGAGGCAGUGUGGAGCUGCCAAAUUAGUUGCCAAGAACUGGUGCUUGGGAUUUAUUUCUUCCUUUUAGUUUGCUCGAAAGAAUGACUGAUAGAAUGGCACUGAAUUGCACUAGGUUUUAAUCUGUGAACAGUUAAGAGUGAUGGCAUUGAUAAUCAUGCCUUUAGGCAUUCAGGGUGGAUAUAAUUCCUCACAAGGGAAGAGUAUACAUAUCACAGAUACCCUCAAUAUGCCUCAGCUCACUUUCAUGACUCUCAGAUAAAAAUUUUUUUUAAGGAAUUUAAAUUUAAUUUUGAUUGUCUGAAGUUAACAUAGUUUUGGCCUUUUAUUGUUUUUUUUGUUUUUUUUUACUGACAUUAGUACACCCAAGUCCUAAAGUCCACCAGGUGUCCAUGGAUGAUGAUGUAAAUGAUGAUGAAUGGGUGUAUGUCAGUAUGGUCACACAGGUUGCACACAAUAAUGGUAAAAAUGUAUUUGGUAUUCCCUUUGCCAUUAUAGUAGCAAACGUGAAUAUAAGACUAAAAGUGGUAUGCAUUUGGUGCGUAGCUGGAAACAAAAUUCUGUGUUUAUUAUAGUCAUGUUAGGAUUAAAAUCAUUACUAUAUACACAUUAUUUUUCAUUACAGAUUAAUGUAUCAUUCCACUUGAUCACUUGAAAUGGUGAUCACAUACCUUAAGGGAAAAAUAUUAUGUUUGACAGAGCAUUUAUGUUGUUUUGUUUAGCUUCUUUUUUACUGGUGAGGUUUCUCUUAUAGAGUUUAAAACGAAAGUAUAUGGAAAAUCACUGUGCAUCAGUAAAUGCUGUUUAUACAUUUUAGACAUUUAAAGAAUAUUGAACAUUAUUCAUAAUUAUUUCUAUUUAACUGCAAAUGCGUUGUAAUCUGCCAUAAAUAAAAAGGUUUUCUUUCUUCAAAAGCAAAUAUAGUAUUAUAUAUAAUGUUCAAUUGUAUUGCCGAUCCAUUCUUUUCAAGAGAAUUGAAAAAUUCCUUCUCACUGUUUUUAUUUAUUUUUUUGGUUUAUGAAAAUUGUAUGUAUGUGUGUACAUAUAUAUAUAUAUAUAUAUAUAUAUAUAUAUAUAUAUAUAUAUAUAUAUAUAUAUAUAUAUAUAUAUAUAUAUACAUACACACAUAAUGGUGAUUUCCAGGGAAACUGCUAUUUCUAAUUGUUAAAUUUGUAUUAGUUUAUCAACUGUUUAAUGAAUGCAAUUUCUUAAAUUGUCCAAAAGUGUAAAAUGUCUCUUAAUGUCACCUGGAAAGAUUACAGAAAAUUUCAGUCUAGCUUAUGCUUUUUUUUUCCUUCUUUUUUUUUCUAGGCUUACUAACUGAUUUUUUCUUGCUCGGCUGACCACUUUUACCUGGUAACAUGAAAUAUUGGAUUGAUUUAUUUUUAAUUGCAAUGUGUACAGUUUUUAUUUUUCAUUGAUAUAUCUCCUGAUGGUGUACCGUCCCCAUUUCACACAUAUUUGUUUCUUCAUUUGUACUUGUACAAUCCCAUGUCCCAUUUUAAGUUGACAUUUACUCCUGAAGAUGACUUUCCUUUGUUUGUCUUUUAUAUGUGUUGAAAAUAUGAACUGGGGGACGAUAUCUGUUUCUUUCCCUCUCUUUCAAUGCUUUUAUUUUUUCUGAAGUAUUCAUCCACAAUUAACCAUAUAUUUCACCUGUUGCAUGAUAAUAAAGAAGGAAGACUGAAGACCA